AUUUUGAACGGGAAAUGUGGCAUAGGAAAAAUGUGCAAAUUAGCAGUGUUAAAUACAGCUUCUAAACAAAUUAAAUGAGCACAAGCGGUUUCAGGUUGUGGCAGUACCAUGGAUCCAACUUGCAAUGGGAGCUGGCUUCUUGCUUACACAGCUGUUUGUAAGGACUGCACCGCUGUGUUACUGUUGCAGUAAGUGAGGGUAAUAGAGUCACAGAAUGGCUUGGCUUGGAAGGGACCUCAGUGCCUGCCCUGUCCUUGCACCCUGCUGUGGGCUGGUUGCCCUCCCACCAGAACAGCUCAGGCUCCCCAGGGCCUCAUUCAGUCUGCUCUUAGCGUCUCCAAGAAUGGGGCACUCCAACCUUUUCUGUGCAGCCUGUGCCAGGAUCUCACCACCCUCUGUGUGAAGGAUCAUGGUGGUGUAUUCCUGAGGAAACAGUGAAAAUAGAGAACACAAACUUUCAGUGAGGUAGACCAUUGAAGUUACUGGGAUAAAUCCAAUGUAUACAAACACAACUGUAUUCCCUCUGCAGCUCAGAAACCCUGAAAUACCUUUCAGCUGCUUACUGAAGAACUUCUUUAGCUAACUACAACUGUCUGUGACUUGCAGAUAUAACCACUGUGUUCUGACAUCCUGGCAACUUCAGCUAUAGCCCUGCUGUGCAUUUGUUAGCUGUAAGCCAUUGGAGGUGCAUAAGCUUAUUCAUCUGGCAAUUACAGGAUUGUAGAGAACAAAAGAUGUUUUUCAGGAGUCCUCUGAAACUCUCAGAACAAGACUAAGGUUAUUGACCCAGUACGUGCAAACAAAAGUGCAGUUGACUUAAUGCUGUAUGUCAGUACAUUAUUUGCUCUUGACACUGGAUCAUAGAUUAAUUUUAAGUUAGAAGGGACCUCUGACAGUCAUAGAGUUCAACUCCCCACUUAAAGCAGUGCUGUCAUUGAAGUGCAUCCAGUUGCUCCAGGCUCUUGUCCAGCUGAACCUACUCUUGAACUCAUUAAAAUGGAGUUGGAAGUUGGCCCUGAUGGUUAGCUAAAUUUGGAGAAGUCUUUCAAGACCUGCAGCAAAAAGAAAAGCUCUAUAGAAAGAGACACCUUCAGAGCAAAAAUGAGCUUUGGGAGAGCCUACAAUACCUUUAACAUCAGCAAUAGCACAGAUCUAGCUAUUGGAUUCACCUCUUCUGCAGUAGCUGUUCUUCUGUUUGGGACAAACUUUGUGCCAGUUAAAAAAUACGAUACUGGUGACGGAAUGUUCUUCCAAUGGAUUCUCUGUGCUUCCAUAUGGAUAGUUUCUUUGGUGGUCAAUUUAAUCCAGAAUUGCCCCCAGUUUUGGCCUUUGGCUAUGAUAGGAGGCUUCCUGUGGGCUACAGGCAACAUCACAGUUGUCCCUAUUAUUAAAACCAUAGGCUUAGCUCUUGGUCUUUUGAUCUGGGCUUCUUUCAAUUUGCUGACAGGCUGGGCAAGUUCCAGGUUCGGAUGGUUUGGAAUUGACCCAGAAGAGGUAGCAAGACCAGUCUUAAAUUAUAUUGGAGCUGGACUUUCACUGUUAAGUGCUGUCAUAUUUUUCUUUAUAAAAACUGAAGUCCAAACUUCUUCAGCUUCAUUAGAAAGCACACCAUUACUGAGAGAAUGUUCUGUUAAUGCUUCUGAAGACACUUCUGAUGUCUCGUGGGUGACCAAUCUUUCUCCAGUAAAAAAAAGAUUUGUAGGAUGUAGCUUAGCUGUCGUAGCUGGAAUACUCUACGGUUCCAGUUUUGUACCAGUACUUUACAUCAAGGACCAUGGAAGAAGAAAUGAAACGACAUAUGCAAGAGCAAGUCAAUUUGAUUUAGAUUAUGUUUUUGCACACUUCAGUGGAAUAUUUCUUACAAGUACUAUCUACUUUUUGAUCUACUGUGCAGUCAGGAAAAAUAAACCUAAUGUUUAUCCCCAAGCCAUACUACCAGGGUUUGUUUCUGGUUUGCUUUGGGCAGUAGCCAAUUGCUGCUGGUUCAUCGCCAAUCACUAUCUCAGUGCUGUAGUCAGCUUUCCAAUAAUUACUGCAGGUCCUGGCCUUAUUGCUGCAAUGUGGGGAGUCCUUGUAUUUAAAGAAAUCAAGGGCCUGAAAAACUACGUAUUACUCUCAGUAGCAUUUUGCAUCAUUUUGGCUGGAUCACUCUCUACAGCUUUUUCUAAAGUUUGAAGAUCAUCUUACCAGUAGAUGGUGCUACUGUCUUGUAUAAUCAAAAGCACAGCUGUAUGUAUCAACAAUUAUUUGCAAAAUGCAUGUCCAACAUUUAUCAUAACUUUUUUCAGGGAAGUUAAAGGAAAAAAAGGAAAAAGGAAAACCUUUAGCGUGAAAGAAAAUUUGGAAAUGUUUAUUUCUACACUCCAAGGAUAUCAAAGGAUCUUAUUAAAUAAAGCCAGAUGAUUUUGUAGUUACUGAUUUUGUUGGUUAGGGAUGAAACUUGCAUCAUCAUAAAUUUCAGUUCACUGCUGUGAUGGUGGAGAAAGGGAGUCAAUAUUCUGUGUGCGUUUACUAAUUCAUCUUAUUCCAAUGCUGUCUUACUGAUUUGACUAUAUUACGUCUGGAAAUAUUUAUGUUUUGGAACUGAUUCAAAGAUGUGAAACUUGUUUUUUAUUAGAGGCAUUUUUCUUUAAAGAUAACAAUUCAUAUAAAAAUCUUCCAAUCACUGCAGAAUUUUGAAGGAAAUGCAGAAAAAAAAAAUGGUGCUGAAAAAUAAACUAGUGCUUGCUGCUACUCUGUUUAAAUGCCAUAACAUUAUGUAGAAAUCAUGAUCAUGAUAUGAAUUAUUGGGGUGUUUACUGAACUCUUGUUGAGUGGACUAAAUCUGUCUAGAAAAGUGCAACACUCAGACUGCAGUCUUAGGGAAAAAAAA
This is a messenger RNA of Meleagris gallopavo (turkey), 2872 nucleotides long. Lineage: Eukaryota; Metazoa; Chordata; Aves; Galliformes; Phasianidae. The record is from RefSeq and is a predicted model, not a curated record.